Messenger RNA from Pelmatolapia mariae (spotted tilapia), 1794 nucleotides. RefSeq lists its product as uncharacterized. The transcript is spliced from 18 exons. NCBI's taxonomy places the organism in Eukaryota, Metazoa, Chordata, Actinopteri, Cichliformes, Cichlidae. The record is from RefSeq and is a predicted model, not a curated record. Bases 1 to 1794 code for a protein of 597 amino acids.
AUGGAGUCCAGGACGCUGCUACAUGCAAGUCUAACUUUGUUAAUCCUCUUUACCAGCGGCAUCGGAGGACACAUCAAAAAUGGCUCUCAUCUGAAAAUGGAUCAGGCUUUGCUCAUAUUUCAUAACCAGCUGACUGAAGAAGUGCAUGCUUCCUACACAUCAGAUUACUGCUACAAGUGUUUGUACCAACAUUUGGUCACAGUGAAACCCAACAACAAUAAUGCAUCUGCAAUAAUCAGCACCAAAUUUACUCUGACAGUACAAGUGGAAUCACAAACCAGGAAUGCAACCUUUUGCAGAUGGAGUCAAACGUAUGAGGAGGGUGGUCACUACUCUAUUUGGAUUUACACCCUAGAUGCAAAUAAUCGCAGCUGCACUCACAUUGUGGAUAAAAGACCAAACAAUGCCUAUCUGCCUAUUUUGGUGGCAGCACUCCUGCUGGCUGUAAUCGCUCUGUUAUUCGUUGUGAUACCCUACAUCUGCAGGAGGCGUUGUACAUCAAAAUUUAUAAAGACUAUUUGCUGCCAAGGCCCACAGCAUUCAGAAGAGAAUGAAGAAUCACAUGCUAGUGAAACUGCGCACGGUGCUGUUAAAGCUAAACCAACACGUCUGCUCUCCCUGGAUACUUUCCGAGGGUUUGCCCUGACUGUGAUGGUGUUUGUGAACUAUGGUGGUGGAGGCUACUGGUUCUUUCAGCACGCACCUUGGAACGGUCUAACUGUGGCGGAUCUUGUCAUGCCAUGGUUUGUGUUUGUAAUUGGGACCUCAGUGGUUUUGGCUUUCAGUUCCAUGCAGAGGAGAGGAGUUAGCCGCCUGCAGCUGCUACGAAAAAUCACCUGGAGAACAGUCGUCCUCUUGCUGCUCGGCUUCUGCUUUCUCAACUACUCUCCCAAAGACGGACCACUGUCCUGGUCCUGGCUGAGGAUCCCAGGAGUGCUGCAGCGUCUGGGCUUCACCUACUUUGUUCUGUCUCUCCUGCAGACUUUCUGGGGCCAGAAAGAAAUCCCACUGACUGCGUAUAACUGGUGGAACCCGGUCCAGGAUAUUCUCCUUUACUGGCCACAGUGGCUGAUCAUCAUCCUGCUGGAGACUUUGUGGCUGUGCUUAACUUUCCUCAUGCCUGUUCCCAACUGCCCCACAGGGUAUUUAGGAGCCGGUGGAAUUGGCGAUAACGGGCUUUACCCAAACUGCACGGGAGGUGCAGCGGGAUACAUCGAUAGGUGGAUGUUUGGUGAUAACAUGUACAGAUACCCCACGUGCAAAGAAAUGUAUCGCACCACACAGCCCUUUGACCCAGAGGGGCUUCUGGGUACCAUCAACUCCAUUGUCAUUGGAUUUCUAGGGAUGCAGGCGGGCAAAAUUAUAAUUUUCUACAAAAAGAUGAAUAUCCACAUCCUGUGCCGAUUCCUAGUGUGGACCGUCAUCCUGGGAAUCUCCGCAGCCAUCCUUUCUAAGUGCACGCGAGACGGAGGAUUUAUACCUGUCAAUAAAAACCUUUGGUCACUGUCCUAUAUCAUGUGUAUGGGCUGUUUGUCUUUCCUGCUGCUGGGAAGCAUGUUCUUUGUCAUCGAUAUCAAGGGCUGGUGGGGUGGACAGCCAUUCAUAUACCCAGGGAUGAACUCCAUCUUUGUGUAUGUUGGCCACUCUCUCCUGGGCUUCUACUUCCCUUUCAGCUGGGAAAUGCGCUUCCAGCAGAGCCACUGGGAGUGGCUCUUUCAAAGCCUGUGGGGGACUGCACUGUGGCUGCUCAUCGCCUACCUGCUCUACAGGAAGAAAUUCUUCCUCAAAAUAUAA